GGCUGGCUUGUCUCUGUCCCCCUCCCCCGACUCUGAGGCGACCGACUCCUAGAAAAACGCACUCACCCGCCAAGCGCCUCGCGGGACAUCCCCCCCUCCUGUCGUAUCGCUGUCGAAACCCCUGCCUAUAUCCUUCUCCAUCGCUCUCCGUUUGCUGCUGACCGUCGUUCGCGCAUAGCUCUUCUGCUUGUUUUUGUCUGCAUCGGGUUUCUUGUCCUCCCUCUCGCUGUCGAUUCUUCUCGUUUCUCGCCUCCCGGACGCCGCACACACGGACCCGAAGGACCGUCAAUCCGCUCGAACGCUGCGCCAAUCGAUCUCUGCGCCUCUUCCGAUCUUCACGUCUCUUUUCGACAUGUCACGCUCGGAAGCACACGGCCAGGAAUACGACCACCUCGGGUUCGACGCCCGCACCAGCGGCGAGCAUGGCCCCGGCGCUGGCGGCGGCCAUGACUUCGGCGGCCACCUCAGGGACUUCAUGCCCCGGGACGGCCUGCGCGAGAACCAGUCGGCACCCGCGCGGGACUACGGCGGGCAGGACUUUGGGCCAUCGACGACGUUCUACAACUCGGCCUACAGCGCGUCCCCGCCGCCCUUCACGGCCGAUCGCAGGCCGUUGACGUCGAACAACAUGCCCGGCAGCGGCGGCUUCUCGUCGUUUGUUGCGCCGAGAAUGCUCAACCAAGGGCAGGGGAUCGGCGUCGGGACGGGAGGAGGUUGGAAUUCGAAGCCGGGCACGUACUCGGGCACGCCGAACACGGGCAGGCCGUCCGGCGAAGGCAGCGGAGGGAUGUCUUCACAAGUUCAACCCUCUGCACCCCCCUUGGUUCUUAACCACCACCAUCGCCCCUCUCCUCCCCGCGGCCUCCCAGAUAUCUACACCUCCCCCCUCCUAGCGUCCUCCCCUCCCUUCCCCGACCGCGAAAGUCGCGACGCUUUCUUGAACCAGCGACAGCAACACCAGCCCACCCCUCUAUCCGUCCAGCUUCCGCCCGCGCAGCCCCAGUCCCUUUCUUCUCCCAAUUCAGCCCCCUCUGCACGUACGACCCUUUGGUGGGGCGAACUCGAACCUUGGAUGGAUGAAGAAUACGCAAAGCAGGUCUGCACCCUCAUGGGUUGGGACCCUGUCGGCAUCAAGGUGCCCCGCCCUGCCCCCGACGCCAUCACCGGCCAGCAGGCCAACAACCCCGGCUACUGUUUCCUGACGUUCCCUACUCAGUCACACGCCGCAUCUGUCCUCCAGCAGGUCAACACCAGCAACGCGCCGCUGAUCAUGCCAAACUCUGCGAAGCAGUUCUCGCUCAACUGGGCCUCAUCAGUUCCUUCAGCUCCGCUCCCAGCGGCCAUGCCGGGUCAGACCAUUUCCAUUCCCGGUGUGCAGAACCCCCAAUACCCUAAAGAGUACAGCAUCUUCGUUGGUGAUCUUGCCCCUGAGGUAUCGAACUCGGACCUCGUUGCUGUCUUCCGGAACCCAGUUCUCGGCCUGCGCAACGAUCGUGAACCACGCUUCAUCCGACCUUUCUUGAGCUGCAAGAGUGCGAAGAUCAUGUUGGACCCUGUGACCGGGGUGUCCCGUGGGUACGGCUUCGUCAGGUUCACCGACGAGUCUGAUCAGCAGCGCGCUCUCAUCGAGAUGCAUGGUCUUUACUGCCUGUCGCGUCCCAUGCGCAUCUCGCCUGCCACGGCCAAGUUCAAGCCGGCCCCCGGUAUGACUGGAUUCGACUUCUCACAAAUGCCGUAUCCUUCUAUGAUGCAACCGCCUCCGCCUCACCCUGCGCAGGAGUCUUCGACUCAUCCCAUCGCCCUCCCUAGCUCUGCCCAGGCGAAGAGCGUGUCGGCGCCUCUUGCUGGUUCCGCUGCCGCGUCGAGCUCCGGCUCCUUAGCGAACACUGCGGGGUCCAUCGCGGGCUCGGCGAACUCGCUUUCUGCGCCUUCUCUCAGCACUGGCACCAGUACCACGUCAUCUUCCACGCUCGCGUCGGCGCCUUCCAAUGAUGCACUGAAGAACGAGCAGUUUGCUAAUGCCAGCGGAACCGGGUCGAACACGCCUUCGAGCGGCAACGCGCAAUCGAUCACUGCAUCUUUCGCGCAGCAGAACUCCGAAUACAACUUAUCGGAGGAGUCCUGGAAGCAUCACGCUCAGGCGCGCGCGAUACUGUCGAACCUGAUUGGGCCAAAUGGCGAGCAGUUGACCUCCUCGGAUCCAUACAACACGACGGUUUUCGUCGGUGGUCUGUCUCCUCUCAUCAACGAGGACACUCUCAGGACGUUCUUCGCUCCUUUCGGCGAGAUCCACUAUGUCAAGGUCCCUGUGGGCAAGCAUUGCGGCUUCGUUCAGUUCGUCCGGAAGCCCGACGCGGAGCGUGCCAUCGAGAAGAUGCAGGGCUUCCCUAUUGGAGGUAGCAGGAUUCGAUUGAGCUGGGGCCGUAGCCAAUACAAGGCAGCGCAGGCAGCGGCACAGGCCGCCCAGGCCGCCGCGUUCCAGGCUCAGUAUCAACCGCAGGCAGCUCCGAGCGCGCCGCUACCGAGCAUGCAGGGUCCCAACCCGCAGAACCCCAGUUCCCUUACCCCUGAGCAAGCGCUUCAGCUUCUUGAGAAGUUUGGACUGACGAUAGCCGGUGGCGGCGGGGGUAGCGGCGGGGCGGAGAAUGUGAGUAACGAGCGUCAGAUUGCAGCUGCUCUGCUCAACGACGUCGAUGACGAUCGCUUGGCAUCGUUCAACGCAUUCGCUCCUCCCGUCUUUGCUCCUCGCCAGGGCGCGAUGUCUACCAUCUUCUCUCCAUUCUCACCCGAUCCCAACUAUAUGGCUGAACGAGCGAACAUGGGCGUCCCAUCCACACAAGCACAACCCCUUUCGCACGCCUCAAAGGUCUACGCACCGUGGUACACCGGGCAGGACGAGAAGGUCGGGAGUACGAGCGGGAAGGUUUCGCCCACCUCCAUGCACAGUGGUCGCGCGCCGAACGCCCCCAAUCGUUUCACGUCGUUCCUCGGCGAAACGCCGGCUCCUGGGUCAUACCAACCCCGUGCAUCCAGCCGUCAGGAGACGGCCAUUUCGAGGCCCGAGGCUACCCGUCGCGACUCGCAGCAUCAAGAGCGCCUGUCGCACGGACAAGACCCUGACUCGUUCCGGGAUUUCAACGGCACGUUGGCCAGUCUUUCUCUCGACGAUCACGACAACUCGCAGUCGCAGGGCGCCGCGCACUAAAGCAACAAGCCCUCACCACAAGGACGCUCUAUCCCCAUAAUUUCUCCACUGUUCUGGCUUUGUUUCCUCGUUCGUUCCAGUUCGCUUGGUACCCCACAUCAUCCUAUGGCUAUCGAAUGUCACUUUCACGUUCUUCACGACGCUGUGUCAAUCCCGCCUUCCGUCCUUCCCCAUCAUGUUCCAUGUUAGCAUGCGGAAUCUGUUAUAUACAUCCCCUCUGCAACGCAUCUCUCCUGUCGUACCUCUAUCCUGUUAGUCUCGAAUGUUUGCCGCUACGACACCUCUCACACGACUCGCGAAGCCCCCAUCUCCGUUGUCUCGUUUUGUCCA
Molecule: messenger RNA, 3535 nt
Organism: Trametes versicolor FP-101664 SS1
Lineage: Eukaryota; Fungi; Basidiomycota; Agaricomycetes; Polyporales; Polyporaceae
Exons: 5
Coding region: 353-3205 (950 amino acids)
Cellular component (GO): cytosol
Molecular function (GO): mRNA binding
Source: RefSeq, a predicted model, not a curated record